Messenger RNA from Amphimedon queenslandica, 418 nucleotides. RefSeq names its product mediator of RNA polymerase II transcription subunit 21-like. The transcript is spliced from 6 exons. The record is from RefSeq and is a predicted model, not a curated record. Gene Ontology annotation, molecular function: transcription coregulator activity. The annotation marks the transcript as partial. Gene Ontology annotation, cellular component: mediator complex. Gene Ontology annotation, biological process: regulation of transcription by RNA polymerase II. Lineage: Eukaryota; Metazoa; Porifera; Demospongiae; Haplosclerida; Niphatidae.
AUCACGUGUUUUAACUCCCACGCUUUUGAUGAAUUUAUCUGGUAAUUUAACCCUACAUGGUCAGAUAAAAUGGCAGACAGACUAACACAACUACAAGAUGCUGUCACACAGAUGUCGGACUACUUCUGCAAUAGUAUUGGGAUUCUGCAACAGAACCAAACCACUGAGACCAAAGAAGGAGGAGGGGAAAGUAGCACCAACAACGCAACAUUAUUUGCUUCACUGAUAUCACAAACAGCCACUGACAUUGAGACACUCAUUGAGUCACUCCCUGAUCAGGAAUACACUCCAGAGAAGCAGGAAGAAACUUUAAAGAAUCUUGUUGCUGAGAAUCAAGUUUCUGGAGAAAAAUUAAGACAAGUCAUCAAUGAAGCCGAGUCAAUGUUGAAACAAGUCAGACUUUAUCAUAAGACUAUUA